AAAAAAAAAAAAAAAAAAAAAAAAAGAGGAGGGUCCGGAAGUGACGCACAGGAAGUCCGAGGCGGUACUGACAGGCAUCCUCGCUCCCUCCUCUGCCCCACCCCUUUCCCCCGACCGCGCCUCCACCAUGUAGCCGCAAAACCUCAGGCUUCUCGCCCGCCUUUAUCGCAGGGCAGGAGGAGGCCAAGAGAGAGGAGGAAGACGCGAAGCAGCUGUCUGGCUGCGGCUGUCAGCAUGGAGUCCGAGGGGAGCAGAGAAUUCAUCUUUCCUGGCGUUCAGGAGCCCGGAGAUGCCCCCCUGCCCAACCUAACCCCGAGGCACCAGGACCUGAUCCCCACCCCCUGUGGGCCCGCAGGCCUUCAGGAAGCAGCGAGGAGCAUGGGAGUGAGCCGGACUCCUGAGGCAUCUCCCCCCAAAGGAUCCUCAAAGCCUUGACUGCUAUGGUUGCUCCAGAUGGCCACUGAGCCAGGCUCCAGGAGGCCACCCCGGUCCUCCAUGGCUGAUGCGUGGCUGGACUGCCCCGUGUUGGGCCCUGGCUGGAAACGCCGUGAAACCUUCCGGAAGUCGGGGGCCACCUGCGGCCGUUCAGACACCUAUUAUCAGAGCCCUGCUGGAGACCUGAUCCGAAGUAAGGUUGAGCUGACCCGCUUCUUGGGCCCUGACUGUGACCUCAGGUGUUUUGAUUUCAAACAGGGGGUUCUGAAGUAUUUCCCUACCAGGGCAUCUUCUCAAAAGAAGAAGAGACGAGUCUGGCCAGAGAAGGCCUCCCUCAAAGAGAAACAUCCUGAGGAACCCCUGCCCACCCCUGCCGCUGCCAAGGUCUUUGUCAAGGCCUCCAAGUUACCACAUGCCCCCCCGGACACUCUGACCAAAUGGUGUGAAAAAUGUGGAGCCCGUAUCUCGGGGGCCGGUGCUGGGCGUCAGCGGCUCCGCUCUCUGUGCAAGAGCUGCCGGGCCCAAGCAAACGCCCUCAGCUGGGAACAGAGAGCAUCGGAGCUGGGGGGCUGUGGGGACUGCAAAGCCUGCCGGGUAACCGAGGACUGCGGCGUCUGCGUGGUCUGUGUUGGGCGGCCAUCCCGGCCCGACGCUCCCUGGCCCCCGCAGAGCCAGUGCACCCAGCGCCGCUGCCUCAGGAGCAUCGAUGAGAGCUCAGCCUGUGGGGUCUGUUCUGGCUGUCAGAUCAAGGAAGACUGUGGGGCCUGCUGGUUUUGUGAGCUCAAAGGGAAGCCGGACUUCCAAAGGCAGAGGACAUGCCUUCAGCGCUGGUGCCUCAAGAAGCGGAGGAGGAGGACACCAAGAGGGACAGCUGCUGCCAAGCUCCCAGGCAGGCAUCCUCGAGGCCUGGCCCCACCACCUCAGCCCCUAGCUCAAGCCAUCAGCUCCUCGGGCGCUGCCAGGGAGUAUGAGCAUCCGGGCCUCGGGGUGUCCAUCUCAUCCCCCCCCAAGAAGCAGGAGGGGGAGAAUUACGGGGCCCAGGAUCCUGGGGCUGUCUCCCCACCCCCUGCAGCCCUCUUUUCUGGCUUCCCCGGAGAGGUAGCUAAUAGGGUCAGGCCCCAGCAUUCUCUGAAAGAAGAGGAAGGUCUUGGCAGAGGGGAGGAGGAGGGGACAGCAAAGGCCUCCACUUUGGCUAUCCUACACAAGCAUAGCCAGAGCAUAGCCACCCCAACAGCAGCAGGGCCCUGGGGAGGCCUGGACAGUGUCCUCCAGGAAUUUCUGGCAGAGCUGAAGGCGCUGCCCCUCCCUGCCCGCUGGGAAGUCCUGCCUCCAAGGGGGUCGGACCUACGUAUCUUCCAGCCAUCCCCCUUGUCUGCUGUGUCUGCUGCGGUCAUCUACAUCCGGCCAGGCCUCUUCUUCCAUGUGGUGGUGCAGGACAUCCCUGUGCCAGCCACCCACCGACUCUAUUCGGCCCAUCCGCUGCGCCUCACCACUGUGGAUGAGGUGGUAGAUCUCAUCUGCAACCUGGAGGCCUACUGCCUGUGCCCCGGCUGGUCUGGCAGCUGGAAUCGGGGCCUGCGUUCUCCAGACUGUGAUGUCCUUGUAUAUGAGGGCCGCUGCCAGGCCUGCUGCCUCAGACAGCCCUGGGUCCCCAUGUACUGAGCUGGCCCUGGGGGCCCACUCCCCCAGCUCUCCCUGCUACACUGGGAAGGAGUCAGUGUACACUGGAACGGCUGAGGGGAGGGCGAUGCCCUCUCCUCUUGCCUCCCCACAGAAGCCAGUAUUUGCCCACCUCCCACCCCAGACUACUUUGAGGAUCCCCACUUGUCUGGCCUGGCCCCCCUCAUUGCUUUCUGAGAGAACUGCCACAGCCCACAUCCCCACUGUCAGUCGCCCCACAUAUAUCCCUUGAACUCAAGGACACAGACUGGGCCCGGUAGAGGGGGGCCCUGGAAUCUUGGCUCUGCAUUCUGGAAAUAGAGCCAUUGUGAAUCUGGAGUCCAGAACCCCUCGGGAGGGGCAUGUGAAGAUGAGAGGGCUGCACCCCCCCCACCCCCAAAGCAAAAGAAAUCUGUUGGAGUGCUGUACCUUAGUAGUAGUAGUGGUAGUAGUUGUUGUUGUCGUUGUGUUACCUUUUCUUUUUUGUAAAUAAACAAUG
Messenger RNA from Gracilinanus agilis (Agile Gracile Mouse Opossum), 2593 nucleotides. Its product is annotated as methyl-CpG-binding domain protein 1-like. The record is from RefSeq and is a predicted model, not a curated record. Lineage: Eukaryota; Metazoa; Chordata; Mammalia; Didelphimorphia; Didelphidae. Gene Ontology annotation, molecular function: zinc ion binding; DNA binding. The transcript has 3 exons. The coding region runs from base 454 to 2097 and encodes 547 amino acids.